Saccostrea cuccullata (small rock oyster) is the source of this 1598-nucleotide messenger RNA. Its product is annotated as oxalate:formate antiporter-like. The transcript is spliced from 11 exons. Bases 73 to 1461 code for a protein of 462 amino acids. Gene Ontology annotation, biological process: transmembrane transport. Lineage: Eukaryota; Metazoa; Mollusca; Bivalvia; Ostreida; Ostreidae. Gene Ontology annotation, molecular function: transmembrane transporter activity. The record is from RefSeq and is a predicted model, not a curated record.
CUGUCACGUGAGAUAUCUGAGCGUUUGUUAACCUUAUGACAGUUCAUCAAACACGGAAUCCUGUGUAGUGAAAUGAUAUGUGUCAGUAGAAGAUGGAGGGGCUACUCCGUGGUACUGGGAGGAGUGCUCAUUCACCUGACCCUGGGAACUAUAUAUACGUUUGGAAACAUGACACCCUAUAUGACAUCCUACAUGAAAAAACAUAAAGUAGAUGAAACUCUGAAUUAUGCGGAGAGUACGUGGAUCAUGUCUUUAGCGGCGAUGGGCCAGGGAGCGUCCAUGUUUCUAGGAGGUAUGCUGUACAAAGCCCUGGGACCAAAACUCUCCACGCUUAUUGGCGGCUGGUUGGCAAGCGCAGGUGUAGCGCUUACAUACUUCACCAUAAAAUCUUCAUUUUAUUGGACCUUAUUCACAUAUGGAUUUAUGUUUGGAAUUGGUGUCGGUUUGGCUUAUGCAACACCAAUGGGGUGUGCCAUGAAGUGGCUACCACACAAAGAAGGAUUGGUUAAUGGCUGUGUUGUUGCUGGUUUUGGAGGCGGAGCUUUUAUCUUUGAUCAAAUUCAAACAGCUUUCAUCAAUCCAAACAACCAGAAGGCAGAUUUAAACGAAGAUGGAGAAAAGUAUUUUACUCAGGACAAUAUUUUAGACAGGGUUCCUCACAGUUUUCUAUUGUUGGGAGGUUGCUACGCCGCCAUGCAGUUUAUCGGAUCCAUGUUGCUUCAAGAACCCCCGGAGCAAUAUAGUCCGUUGAUUAAUUGUAAAGAAGCACGAAGAACGAAAAAUGGCGGAAAAAAUAAAGGAGCCAACAUGUUGGAUGAAGAAAGUGACAGUGACAAAGAAAAUGAAAAUCCUAAUGGUGAGGAAAGAAACUUUUCACCGAGGGAAACUUUACGACAGUCUGAAUUUUACAAGCUCUGGUUUAUUUACUUAUUCAACGGACAGGGAAUAAGUUUUAUAUCUUCGUUAUAUAAGGCGUUUGGACAAACUUUCAUCAGUGACGACUAUUUCCUAGCCGUUGUGGGUUCCCUUUCAGCUGUCUGUAAUGGAGGCGGCCGUAUAAUGUGGGGUGCCUUAGCAGACAAAUACUCUUUUAAGACUGCCAUGGUGUUUUCAACUGGCCUGUUCUCAUUUUUUAUUCUAAGUUUUGAACUGACGAGUUUAGUUGGGAAACCUUUGUAUCUCAUAUGGGUGUGUUGCCUGUUUCUUUCAUUCUCUGGAAAUUUUUCACUGCUACCAACUGCUACUGCAAGAGCGUUUGGGAAAGAACAUUACGGUGUAAACUACGGAAUGGUCUUCACUGCCUCUGUUAUAUCAUCUCCCAUAGCAGCAUUACUGACGUCAAAACUAAAAGUAGUCAUCCACUGGUAUGGCAUGUUCUACAUGGUAGCUUUCUUCUCAUUUCUAAGCAUGUGUUUGGCAUGGUCAUUUAAAGUGAAAGAUUCAACAGGCAAAGACAUUUGACAACGAAAAUGAAUUUAGAAAUUAUUGAUACAUUUUAUUUUGUUUAAUUAGAUAUUCUGUAUACAAAACUUGCAUUCAUUCCACAGCAACUCCCACAAUUAUUUUGGAAUUGAAUGUACAAUAUAUUUUUUUCUGUU